Molecule: messenger RNA, 1224 nt
Organism: Eufriesea mexicana
Lineage: Eukaryota; Metazoa; Arthropoda; Insecta; Hymenoptera; Apidae
Product: mitochondrial ribosomal protein S9
Exons: 11
Coding region: 1-1209 (402 amino acids)
Biological process (GO): translation
Cellular component (GO): mitochondrial small ribosomal subunit; ribosome
Molecular function (GO): RNA binding; structural constituent of ribosome
Source: RefSeq, a predicted model, not a curated record
AUGGCUGUAUUAACGUUGACUCGUUUUAUAAAUGUACGAAAUGUAACGAAUUUUAAUAAUUUUGGUGUGGUUGGAAACGCAUUAAAUAUUAUACAACAUUCGAAUGUUAUUUCUAAAUCAUAUUCUACAGAUAUCAAUCAUGAAAUUAUUUCUUCUACUUCUACAAAUGAGCCCGAAAAAAGAAUGUCCAAAGCUAUGAAAUUAUAUUUUCAACGAUUUGUAGACUACAACAAGUCUAUGAAUGAAGAAAUAGCCAAAUAUAAUAUUGGGAAACGACAUUUAGCCAAUAUAAUGGGUAAAGAUGUUAAUAACUUUACGGAACGAGAUAUUAAUGAUGCAAUUAAUUACUUGUUUCCGUCUGGCUUAUAUAAUAUAGGAGCACGCCCUAUGAUGCAAAAUCCUGAAAAAACAAUUAUAAAAAGAAAGGAAGCAGAAUUUGAUGAAAGUGGUAGACCACUUCAUUUCUUAUAUUAUACAACUAAACCAAAUUAUUAUGAAAUACUUCAUAACAUUAUGGCAUCAUUAAAUGAUUUAAAUAAAAUGGAAGAUGAGAAAAGGAAACUUAAUUUAUCAUUCUCAACAGCAGAAAAAUUAACUUUGUCUGAUUCAAUAUGGAUAUCUAAAAAUAAAUUGGAAAGUUUAACGCAUGAAGACUUGUCACAAACAGAAUAUAUCUACUUUAUAAAAAGUAUAUCUAAAUUACUUGUCCAUCCGCUAUCAAAGUAUGCAGAAUCUUUUAUCAUGAAAUAUAGAACAAUGUUACCUAAUAUUGAUGAAACUGCAAACAUUCCAAAACCUGACUAUGACAGUGAAAAGAGACCUUUUGUUCUUGUUGAGAGGUGUGCAAGAAAAAAUGCAAGGGGCCAAGUUAAGGUGAUAGGUAAUGGAUCUGGAAAUAUUGUUAUAAAUGGACAGGAUAUCACAUAUUUUAAAGACAUGCAAUGUCGUGAACAAAUUAUAUUUCCAUUAAUUUUUACGAAUAUGUAUGACAAAGUUGAUAUUGAAGCAACAAUUUCUGGUGGAGGAAGUACUGGACAAGCUGGCGCUAUUCGAUGGGGUAUUUCAUAUGGGCUUCGAAGCUUUGUCGAUAUUAACAUGAUAGAAAAAAUGAAACUUGCUGGCCUUCUAACAAAUGACUGGAGGAGGCGUGAAAGAAAGAAGUGGGGUCAAGAAGGAGCUCGUAGGAAAUUUACGUGGAAGAAACGUUAAUUUUUUCUUUUCAGU